AUGGAUCGCAUUUCAGAUGAUGACUGUGAAUUCGAAGUGGUCACUUGCGAUCAGAAACGAUGGGAAUUUUCGGCGACGAGUGUCGAGGAACGUGACGAAUGGGUGCGCGCGAUCGAAGAGUUGAUCGAGAAAUCACUCCAAGCACAAAUGUCACAGAAACAAGCCGACAACAAUCGUGUGCACGGCGAUAAAGCUGAUGUGCAGGCAUUGCGUCGGAUAGACGGCAACGAUAUUUGUGCGGACUGCGGACAACCGAAACCCGAUUGGGCGUCGUUGAAUCUUGGCACUUUGAUUUGUAUCGAGUGUUCGGGUAUACAUCGUAAUCUUGGAUCGCAUAUCUCUAGAGUUCGGUCGUUGGAACUCGACGAAUGGCCUGUGGAGUAUCUGACCGUAAUGGAGAUGAUCGGUAAUGCGAAGGCAAAUUUAGUUUGGGAAUACAACGCACCGCUCGACAAAAAACCGAAACCAGAUUCUUCCCGGUAA
This is a messenger RNA of Anisakis simplex (herring worm), 483 nucleotides long. The record is from the annotation of a GenBank genome assembly. Lineage: Eukaryota; Metazoa; Nematoda; Chromadorea; Rhabditida; Anisakidae.